Messenger RNA from Aspergillus alliaceus, 1724 nucleotides. RefSeq names its product amphiphysin. Gene Ontology annotation, molecular function: protein binding; lipid binding. The transcript is spliced from 4 exons. The coding region runs from base 187 to 1419 and encodes 410 amino acids. Gene Ontology annotation, biological process: plasma membrane tubulation; endocytosis; actin cortical patch localization. NCBI's taxonomy places the organism in Eukaryota, Fungi, Ascomycota, Eurotiomycetes, Eurotiales, Aspergillaceae. Gene Ontology annotation, cellular component: Rvs161p-Rvs167p complex; medial cortex; mating projection tip. The record is from RefSeq and is a predicted model, not a curated record.
GAACUGAACUACGCCAAAACGAAAGAUUACUUCCCCCCCACCUCCGCCGCAAUUCGAUUCCUCCUACCCUCACGGUUACCUUCUUCUGACCUCACUCUUCAUUGUUGACCCUCUUCCCCUCCUAUCGAACCUCUCCUUGGUAUCCAUUUCUUCCGUGGUGCUUCGCCGCCUCCGACGGAAUUAAAGAUGAGUUUGAAGGGCUUUCAGAAGAGCAUUGUCCGAGCGCCGCAGCAGUUCAAGGCCAAAUUCAACAUUGGCGAGCACACCAAAGAUGCGGUCUAUAGUGAUGCUGAACGCCGUUUUCAAGAACUCGAAAAGGAGACGAAGAAACUGCACGAUGAGUCGAAGAAAUAUUUCGAUGCCAUUAAUGGCAUGCUAAACCACCAGAUUGAAUUCUCCAAAUCUAUGACCGAACUAUAUAAGCCAAUUUCCGGUCGCGCAUCGGACCCGAGCUCGUAUACCAUCGAAGGGAACCCCGAAGGCAUUCGGGCGUGUGAGGAGUAUGAAGCGAUUGUACGGGAACUGCAGGAGUCUCUCGCGCCCGAAUUGGAAAUGAUCGAAAGCCGCAUCAUCAGUCCGGCAGAUCAGUUGCUGGAGGUGAUCAAGGUAAUCCGCAAGGUGGCCGUGAAACGAGACCAUAAGCAGCUAGACUAUGAUCGGCAUAACAGCUCCCUCAAGAAGCUUCAGAACAAGAAAGACAAGUCGCUCAAGGAUGAAAAGGCUCUCUAUAAGGCCGAGAACGACGUGGAGCAGGCCACUCAGGAAUAUAAUUACUACAACGACUUGCUCAAGGACGAGCUGCCUAAGCUGUUCGCUCUCGAAGCGGAGUUCAUUCGACCACUAUUCCAGUCCUUCUAUUACAUGCAGCUGAACGUCUUUUAUACCCUUCAUGAGAGGAUGCAGGGCAUAAACAUUGGUUACUUCGACCUUACGUUGGACGUUGAAGAAGCAUUCGAGAAGAAGCGUGGUGAUGUGAAGGAACGUGCGGAAGAAUUGACCAUCGUCCACUUCAAAACCAAGGGGCUCGGUCGACAGAACUCGAAAUUCGCUGGUAAGGACAAGUUGGCAAACGAGCACAAGGGCAAAUUUGCUCCCCGGCAAAAGGAUCCCGAUGUUGUUGAAAAUCCUCCCCCUCCUUAUUCCGCUGCAACAAGCGGGGCCAGCAGCAGUUUUGUUGCGGCAGCCAAAGGAAAGCCGGCGCCUCCGCCCCCGAAGCCGAAGCCCGCCAGAUUUGCUGCGCCGGUGGAAACGGUCACGGCCCUUUAUGAUUAUGAAGCACAAGCGCACGGUGAUCUCAGUUUCUCGGCGGGAGACGUCAUCGAGAUUGUGCAACGGACCGACAACCAGAAUGAAUGGUGGUCUGGUCGGGUUGAUGGGAGGGAAGGACAAUUUCCUGCGAAUUACGUGCAAUUAAAUUAGUCCGAUCGUCCUUCCGCGUUGUAUAUCGCUUCUUAUAUCGUUCUUGCGAAUGCCCUCUUAGUGUAGCAGGAGUUUGCGGUGUAGCACUAUCUCCCAGCUUGCAAUGCUUUCUCUUCCCGGUCUCCUUCCUUUGAACUCUUGCAUAUUAUCUAGUGCGUCGCAUAGAGCUUUUGCAUGGUAAUACUCGUUCGCAUGUAUAUAUUAAUUUUGGACAUCGCUUCUUUACCCAAUCAACAAUGACUCGAUUCGAUGACUCCUGGGAUGUUUACAAGGAUGUUGAAGACAUUAUAGUAUCACUUCCCAAA